AUGAAAUCACUUUGUUGGGAAGAAAGGGACAUACGUGUUGAUAGAGGAUUCCUACACAAUCUUCGUUUUGUGCACGACAUCGUUCUCUUUUCAAGAAAUACCAAUGAAGCAGUGACUAUGCUCAAGGAGCUGAACAAAGUGGGGAAGAGAAUAGGACUGCGAAUAAACAGAAAGAAGUCACAGUUCAUGGAGAACGCCUUCGGCGAGGACGGAGGAGUACAACUUGAUAGCUCCCAAAUCGUGGAAACUUCGUCACAAGUACACCUAAGACAUUCUAUGAAUAUGGAAAACGACUUGAAGAAAGAACUAAAUAGAAGGAUGAGAGCAGCAUGGACAGCAUUAGUACCCGCCAGAGAAGCUAAGGACGAACGGACGAAUGUCUCCGUGCCCAUCUCUUUGAGUCAUUUCUUCCAGCGCUCUAAUACGCAGCGGAGACGUGGGCAGACAUUGCUGCCACGUCUAGGAAACUACUCACUACCCACAGAGCCUUUGAGAGAUGUCUUCUGA
Molecule: messenger RNA, 507 nt
Organism: Necator americanus (New World hookworm)
Lineage: Eukaryota; Metazoa; Nematoda; Chromadorea; Rhabditida; Ancylostomatidae
Exons: 1
Coding region: 1-507 (168 amino acids)
Source: RefSeq, a predicted model, not a curated record